Setaria italica (foxtail millet) is the source of this 1696-nucleotide messenger RNA. RefSeq names its product eukaryotic translation initiation factor 3 subunit E. Gene Ontology annotation, molecular function: translation initiation factor activity; protein binding. The record is from RefSeq and is a predicted model, not a curated record. Gene Ontology annotation, biological process: translational initiation. The transcript has 7 exons. Gene Ontology annotation, cellular component: nucleus; cytoplasm; eukaryotic translation initiation factor 3 complex. NCBI's taxonomy places the organism in Eukaryota, Viridiplantae, Streptophyta, Magnoliopsida, Poales, Poaceae. The coding region runs from base 128 to 1447 and encodes 439 amino acids.
AGCCCGACCCAUCUCGUCCUCCCCUCUCCUCGUCUCCUCCCUCCCCGCGCCGCCAGCCCGCCACCCCCUCGAAACCCUAACCCUAGCCGCCCCCGGGAGGCUGGGAGGAGAGCUCGCGGCACCAGCCAUGGCGGAGCACGACCUCACCGCGCUGCUGGCGGCGCAGAUGGACCGCCACCUGGUGUUCCCGCUCCUGGAGUUCCUGCAGGAGCGGCAGUUCUACUCGGAGCCGGAGAUCCUGGAGGCCAAGAUCCGCCUCCUCAGCGGCACCAACAUGGUCGACUACGCCAUGGACAUCCACAAGUCCCUCCACGGCACCGACGACGUCCCCGAGGACAUGGUCAGGCGCCGCACCGAGGUCGUCUCCAGGCUCAGGUCGCUCGAGGAGGCCGCCGCCCCGCUCGUCACCUUCCUUCAGAACCCGCAGCUCGUGCAGGAGCUCAGGCCCGACAAGCAGUACAACAUCCACAUGCUCCAGGACCGGUACCAGAUUGGUCCUGAUCAGAUUGAGGCUUUGUAUCAGUAUGCUAAAUUUCAGUUUGAGUGUGGUAACUACUCGGGGGCUGCUGACUACCUGUACCAGUAUCGUGCUCUGUGCACCAACAGUGAGAGGAGUGUGAGUGCCCUUUGGGGAAAGCUUGCAGCAGAAAUUCUGAUGCAGAACUGGGAUGUAGCUUUGGAAGAACUCAACCGCUUGAAGGAAAUAAUUGAUUCGAAGAACUUCUCAUCACCUCUUAAUCAGCUCCAGAACAGGAUAUGGCUGAUGCAUUGGGCUCUUUUCAUCUUCUUCAACCAUGAGAAUGGUAGAAAUGGGAUCAUUGAUCUGUUCUUCCAGGACAGGUACUUGAAUGCUAUUCAGACCAAUGCACACCAUCUCCUGAGAUACCUAGCUACUGCAGUUGUUGUGAACAAAAGGAGAAGGAAUAUGCUUAAAGAGCUGAUUAAAGUCAUUCAGCAGGAGCAGCAUAGCUACAAGGAUCCCAUAACUGAAUUUCUGGAAUGCUUAUAUGUCAACUAUGAUUUUGAUGGUGCUCAGCUGAAACUCAUGGAGUGCGAGCAGGUUAUAUUGAAUGAUCCUUUCCUGGGAAAGCGCAUUGAAGAAGGAAAUUUCGUCACUGUCCCUUUGAGAGAUGAGUUCCUUGAAAAUGCUCGUCUGUUUAUUUUCGAGACUUACUGCCGUAUUCAUCGGUGCAUUGAUAUCAGCAUGCUUUCGCAGAAGCUGAACAUGAGCUACGAUGAGGCAGAGUUGUGGAUAAUGAACUUGGUUAGGAGCUCAAAACUGGAUGCAAGGAUCGAUUCAGUGUCAGGAACCCUUAUCAUGACGACCAAUCACGUCAAUGUGCAUGAGCAGAUUAUCGAGAGCUUGAAGGGCCUUAACAUGCGGACCUACAUGCUAGCAAAGAACAUCGUGGAGCCAGCUCAAGCAACACAGCAGGCAACUCGGUGAAGCUUGCAGAGUCUACAGUUUUGAGGUGCCAAGGAUUAGUUACAUUAGAGGAAGAGCUGUAAACUUUUGGAGCUCUGUUGUUGGUCAGUGACUGUCAUCAGUAUUUGAACACCUGAGUGGUGGUUUGCAGUUUGCUACAGCUUAUGCUUACAUUUUCAGUAUUUUGUACUCGGAAUUUCAUAACAAGUGAUCCUUCUUUAUGUACUACUAUAGUGAAUGAUGCAACCGGAUGUAUGUGUUUGGCGUUUA